Cynara cardunculus var. scolymus (artichoke) is the source of this 2845-nucleotide messenger RNA. Its product is annotated as AUGMIN subunit 8-like. The record is from RefSeq and is a predicted model, not a curated record. Gene Ontology annotation, cellular component: centrosome; nuclear microtubule; cytoplasm. NCBI's taxonomy places the organism in Eukaryota, Viridiplantae, Streptophyta, Magnoliopsida, Asterales, Asteraceae. Gene Ontology annotation, molecular function: microtubule binding. Gene Ontology annotation, biological process: centrosome cycle; spindle assembly. The transcript has 10 exons. The coding region runs from base 1 to 2490 and encodes 829 amino acids.
AUGCCUCUUACUGCUCUUUAUGGAACUCUCCAUAACUAUGAGCAAACCAAGCUUCUGAAAAAGGCAUUAUUGAAGGAUCCCAGAACCUCUUCUUCUGUUGCCCUUCUCUGCAGUGAUACGAAGAAGCCAGUCAGUGAACCUCAUAUUACUUAUCUGACUGAGUCUGAAGAAUAUGCUGUCAAAAAAGAAGAACUUGAUGAAAGUCAUGUUGAUGAUGCUGAUGAUGAGGGUGAUGAACCCUCAGUUAAUGACUUAGCUGACAACAUGGCCAUGAUGGCUACCAACUUCAAAAGGUAUGCUAAAAAGGGCACUUCUAACUUCUCUCCCAGAUCUAAUCUGAUUCUACUGGAAGGCUACCAGUCAGCAGCAUUAGAUAAGCAACCUACAUUAUCAGGAGACAUGGUUCGCACUAUUCACACCAGGGCUAUCAGACGCGGACGUGGAUACAGAACCCGUAGGACGCCUUACGGGCUAGGACCGAAUAGAGGGUCGAUUGGCAGUCACCGCCCCAGCACCGGACAGGUUCCCGGUACCCGGUCCGGAAGCGAUGUUCAAGAAGUAAGGAGUCAGCUCUCGACUCUUCAUGAGGCUGUUCAAGCCAAUGCUGAAGCCAUCGCUGUUCUAUCCAGCAGGGCUGAUGACGUUCAGGCUCAGUCUCUCCAGCAAACAGAGCUUCUCCAGCAGAUCCUGGAUGUUUGCAUUCUAUCAGAUUUAAAACAAAGGCCAGCAUAUAGCAUCAUCUUUAUAAGCAAUUGCUGCCAAGAUGGUUCAAUGUGGCCAAACUUGAAUGGACUGGGUGUAUGUGAAACACUAGAGACACCAAGACCACCAUUGCGUCCUGCCGAAAAGAGCAAUGGAACCAAGUGCCAAUCUCGCACAAGGGAAGUCAGUUCUAGGUACAAAUCACCUGCACCAAGGCGUUAUCCUUCCCCAAACACGAGAACAGUUACAACAUUGUCAUCACCUGUUUCAAAUAGAGCUGUAUCUGCAGAAAGAAGGCGGUCUGGAACACCACAAUCGCCAUCACGCCCCUCCACCUCAGUCCAUGAUACAUCUUUGGGUAUGGAACUGGCAGCCAGAAAGGCAAUUGGCAGUAAAUUGCCAGAGUCCUUAUGGCCUUCACGAAUGCGUAGUCUAAGUGUUGCUUUCCAGUCUGUGGCGUUUUCUCUGUCCACUAGUAAGAAAGAGAAGCCGCCACCACAGGCUCUUUCUGAUCGCACCUUGAAUUCAUCGUCAAAUGUAUUACAGAAACAACUGUCUGCCUCUAGAAGUCCACCCAAAGGAAAACAUGCCAUUGAUCGGUCAGAGAAUUCCAAACCUCUCGAGAGUGUACAUGCUAGACUACUAGAUCAGCAUCGCUGGCCUAGCAGAACAGGUUCUAAAGCUUUGAACAAAAGCAACAACCUUCCUGGUAAGCCUAUGAAAACUUCUAUUGCACCAAAUAGAAGUGUUGGGGCAUCUCCCCUCAGGAGAAUGCUCUUACCUGAUUAUACUAGUAAGCCCUUAGAAAAAUAUACAAGUGAUCCUGGGAGGUUACUAUCAUCAUCUGCAGAUAACAGAAGGGAGGAAUAUCACAAUUUACAGAGAAUAUCUAAUCUUGUUUCUUCAAGUUUAUCAGAGAAAACUGUUACAGCUACUUCUGCAGCAAGAUCGCAAUCUUUGCCAGCUACUGGAGCACCGCCAUCUUUACCCAAUAAGCCAUCUGGUUUGGCUUCAAAGAGUGUCAGUCCAUCUCGGACCAGGAUCAUAAGUCUAGCUCCUUCAAGAGGGGCCAGUCCUUCUCGCAUAAGGUCGUCUAGUCCUUUGAGAUCCUGCAACUCAAACAGAGUUUCCGUUCUCACAUUUGCUGUUGACAUGAAAAAGGGAAAGAGGGUGGCUGACCAGAUAGAAGAUGCUCACUACCUGAGGUUACUUCACAAUAGGCAAAUGCAGUGGCGGUUUGUUAAUGCCAGUGCAGAAACUGCCUUGAAGUCUCAGAAAGCAACUUCAAAGAAAUCUCUAUUUAACGUGUGGAGAAGUACCUCGGAACUCCGGGAUUCAGUAGCUGCAAAGAGGACUGAUCUCAAUCAGUUGAGACUGAAGCUAAAGCUUCACUCGGUUCUAAACCAACAAAUGGCCCACCUCGACGAAUGGACUUCAAUCGAAAGGGAGAACCACUUUUCUCUGUCUGGUGCUAUCGAAGAUCUACAAUCAAGCACUCUCCAACUUCCUGUAACUGGAGCGGCUACGGUAGAUAUUGAAACUGUGAAGUCAUCUCUUUGCUCAGCUAUCCAAGUAAUGCAAACAAUGGGGUCCUCCUUACACUCUACUCUAUCAACGUUGGAGGGAUCAAAUUGGCUGGUAUCUGAACUUGCUACUGUAGCAGCACAGGAAAGAGCUCUUCUUGAUGAAUGUGAAGUUCUAUUGAUUUCUGCAGCUUCUUUACAGCUAAAGGAAUACAGCCUUGGGACACAUCUAGUACAGUUGAAACAAGCUUGGACACCUCCAUGACUCUUGUGUUCGCAUCCAACAUAUCAACUUACUUCUACUACCAUCGUCUCGCGAGUAUGAGCAAGUCUUGGAGCAAUGAGGAAUCUUACUUGCUCCUUUAUGGUCAUGGAUUUAGAUAUAGAAAAGAAAUACAAGGGAAAAAAUGCAUACGCAGAUGUUGCUUUUCAACUCUCACAUAGUCGAGGGAUGAGCAUUGGUGAACCCAAAAUUACCCUUUAAUCAUCUCGUGAGCAAAGAAAUACCGACACGCAUACAAGGUGCCACAUAGUUCUUCCCAUAUCAAUCUCCUCCAUUAAAUCAGUGAUAUUGGUGUUAUCCCUAGAUUUAGGAUUAAUUACAAGAUAGGAUUGUGCAG